GAAAACGAAGUGAACAGCAUUUGUUUUUUUCACAUUUAAUAGUCAUAUACCUUAUGGGAGACAGUGUUGGUGGUGGAUUGUAAAUGAUAUCAAGACGAAAGGAUAAUCAGUAGGAAACUACAACAAAUACUCAAAGAUGACUAAGAUAAAAUCACUGGGAACUACUAUUUGACCUAACGAACACUAAGAAGGCAGGAUACACUAAAGUUAAUGAAUAGUUUAUUAAAAAAAAUAUGAAGAGUGCAGAAUAUCUGAAGGGGGAACAAUAUGACAGCAUCCCAUCCCCUUAACAUAUAGAAUCUAAUCAUCUUUUUCGUUGUUCGUGGUGUCGCCCUCUGGUGGAUGCCUCGUCGUUUCAGCUUCAGUCGUUUCCUUGUGGUGUUGAGAAAAGGUUCCAGGAUGCCUGUGAUCUGCAGUGACUCUGAAGAUGGUGUUAAUGGUGCUGACGGAAACUGGUUAUGUAACGUUAAUGAAAAUGAUAGUGGUGAAGGUGUGAAAGUGGAGAUAGUGACGGUGGUGUUGGUGUUGAUGAUGGUAGUGGCAGAGACGCUGAUGGGAAAAAUGGUGUUGGUAAUAGUGUCAGUUGAUGACUAUAGGUAGUGAAAGAGGAUGAUAGUGAUGAUAGGGAUGGUUUUGGUGAUAAUGAUGGUGAUGACAGUGAUAGAAUAUGGUGAUGGUACUGGGGGUGAUUCUGAUAUUGAGGAUAAUGGUGAUAAUAUAAAACAAAUAGUAGGCUACAGGUGGUGAUAGUGAUGGUGAUAUAAAAAUGAUAGUGACCUUGCUUACCUGUCGUUACCUGAAGCUUGAACGCGACGGCCGGAGCGAGGAAUCUUGAGUCUUGUUCCUGGUCAUGUCUGCGUCACGUCUGUCUCUUGUCAGGUUUUCAGCCGGCGCCAUGCGGGGGCUCGGUAAGGUUGGCUGCCCUGCGUGUUUACAAAUAAAGGCGGCAAGGAGGAAUUUGAAGGCGAGGCGCGGCGGGGUUUCAUAUCUCUUAUCCCAUAAGAAAAAUCAGCAUCAGUCAGCAUGGGGUUGAGUGGCCUUCCCGGGUUCUGGAUGUCCAUCAUAGGUGACAGCAGCAUCCAGGAGCAGCUGGUGUCCACGAUGAGGGUGGCGGAUGAGGAGGAGCGCGCCCUCACCCUCCUCACCCGCACACUCUUCCUCAUCAUUAUGGAGAUCAAAUGUGAGCGGGACGAGGCGCUGAGGACCUCCGAGGGCAUGAUGGAGGUGGUGGACGGCUGUGACUCCUGCCGAGCCAAGGUUGUGGGUGAACCUGACAGAAUAUCCGUUGGCUCUGAUCUGCAAUUCUCAAAGUCCGAAACCACUUCAGAGAAAGAUGCACACCCAGGAAAAUUUUAUGAGGGUAGAUCCAAAGUCUCUCACAAGGAAAGCAUUAAAGAGGAAGAAGAGGAAGAAAAAGAAGAGGAGGGAGAGACGUCAAUAACCCAAGUGUCUGACGUGGUUCUGGUUCCUUCGACACUGGACAUGGAGAGCUGCUUUCCCGAGACUCAGCGGCAGAGAAGCAUAACAACGCAGAGAGGGUUUGUGGUGGAGACGCUGGACAUGAAUGAAAGCAUCACACAAAACACAAGCGACAUGUUCCACGAGGAGGAGGAGGAUGACGACGGGGACACACAACACACACUCAAGCCUCAUUUUAAAGCAUUCGAUCUCACACAACCCAACACCCAAGACACACAACAGACCCUGAAAGCAUCGGAACACCACACUCCGACUAAGUGGCGUUCACCCCUUCCGCCCCAAGGAAAGAACUCAGCUUCAGGGAGGAUGAGAGGCAGAGGAAGGCACUCAAGUAAACCAAAAGGGGACAUGAGACACAGCCCGUACAAAACACAGCAUGAAGCACAAAAUAACUCCCACAGUAACGUAUCCAAGCACAGGAACAAGCAAAGAUCAGGAUACUUAAAGGAGGUGGAGGAGGAGGAGUACACGGAAGACGUCACAGUAGAGAGCGAGAAUCAGUUCAGGACAUCAAGGAGAGGGAACAGUCUAUCCCCACACAGACAGCAGGACAACAGGACACUAAGGACACCAAGCAGGAGCAGCCAGGGUGAGAACGGAUCCCCUGAAGGCAGCCCAGUGUUCAAAAGGAGCGGGAAGCUGAGACGCAUCACACAGUCACCGAGCGCAGAGGCAAAAAGAGACAUUUCACAAGCGUUUAAUGUCCUGCAGAAUAGAGAUGAGGGGUCGGGUAACAGAGGGACACCAGAGAAAGGGAAGAGAAGCCCGAAGGAAAGCAGACAGCAGCAGGAGAAUCAUGUUUCCCUCCCCUCACCAGCAGAGAAAGGGAAACGGAGUCCAAGGGUGAGCAGGCAUGAUGAGGGGAACCGUCUAUCAUUCCCCUCACCAGCAGAGAAGGGGAAGGGGAGUCCGAAGGGAAGCAGGGAGCGGGGGAACCAUCAAGCCCUGCCUUCACCUCUACCCUCACCCCUGCCCUCGCCUCAUAAUGUCUCGGAUGAACUCACCUCCCCCUCCAUUCUGAAGCCUUUCGGUGUGGCCUCGCUUGCUAAGAAUCUGCCACUUCUCCACUGCCUCAACUCGGCCCAGCAGAGGCAUGGCGAAAGAGGAGGAGAAACAGGAGGACAGAAAGAAGAAUUAGAAGGAAUAAAAAAAGGAGGAGGAGGAGAAAUAGGUGGAAUAAAAGCUGAGGAAGGAGAAGCAGAAGAAAAAAGAGGCAAUACAAGAGGAGGAGGAAGGGAAACUAAAGAAAGGGGAGAAUCAGAAGGAGUAGAAAAAAGAGGGCGAGGAGGAGGAGGAGGAGGAGGCGUCCCUUUCACAAGAUCAGCGUCCUCCCUUAAUACCAUCACAUCUGCAAGAAAACUCUCCCUCAGAAGGCACCAGACGGAGGACACGAAGAGGAUGGUCACACCAGCGGCGGGGACAAGCGGAUCGAGGCACCAACACUUCACUCUCUCUCCGCCCAACCCACAGCGGAAGAAGCCGGGCUACAAACAGAUGACCGUGUACAACUACCUCAACCCCAAGACUGCCGCCACGUCCAAGCCCAGCGGCAGCGGUGAGAGGAGGGUCUUUGUGGAUGACGAGGAGGCGCUGCGACUGGCCAUGGAGGAAUCCUUAAAGUUGAAAGCUCUGGCGGACAUGGGACGAGAGCUGGACCAGAGGGAGCGAGAGGGGAUGGAAACCACCAGCCAAGCCCAACAGCCCAUCAAGGAAAGCCCCAUCAAGCUACCCAACCUAAGAUCAGACCAAUCCAGCCUCAACCCAGCCAGCAGCAGCCCCAAAACAGCCCUCAGGAGUCCAAGAUUAACCAAGAAUAGCCCAAGACCAACCCAACUUAGUUCUAAAUUGUCCCUCAGAAGUCCAGAUAUUAAGUCCAGUGUUAAGAGAAAGAUCAUAGAGGAGGAAGAACAGGGAAAGGGAGCAAAGGGGAAGAUGGAAAAAGGGGAUAAGGGAAGGGAACGAGAUACAAAUGAAGAGGAAAAAGAGGAAGAGGAAGGAGUAAGACAAGGAAGAGGGACAAGUGGGGUGAAGAGGAAGCUGAAAGAAGAGGAAGAGGAAGAGGAGGAGAUGUUGCCCUCAGCCCAAGUGGAAGGAAAAGCAGGUGUGAAGAUUGAGAGCAAGGAGAAUGCGAGCCCAGGGAAGGGAGGAGCUGAGGAGAGGAGGGACCCGCCUGUGAAGAGGAGCAACAGGGAGGAAGAGUUUGAGGAUAGCUUCGACAUCCUGCCUGAGAGGGAGGAGCCGCAGUUUGCACACAUGGGGGCGGUGGUGAGGAAGAAGGACGCUCGUAAGCAGCUGGAGGGUUGGCCGUGCAAGCAGUGUGGGGAGUUUUACAAGAAUGCCGGGAGUUCCACUCAGGAAGUGAAGGAGCUGAUAAAUAAGUGUUCCCGUCACCGCAGCAAGCACAAGCCCCUCUCCAACACCCCCGAAGGAUUUUGGAACCCUUUCUUCGACGAUUGAAGGCAUGGUGAUGGUUCUGAGCCUUGCUAAUGGAGGGAUUGAAGUGGUGGCAAAGAAUUCCGAGCUCUUGAUUGGUGAUGGAAGGAGUAGUGUUGAGGUAAGGGGAGGUAAGCUGGGGUAGUGUUGAAGGUAAGAAGGGUAGUGUUGAAGGUUUAGGAGAGGGUGAGGAGGGGUAGUAUUGAGGAAAGACAGCAUUAACCCGGUAGCAGUGACAGGCCAAAUUUGUGGUUUUACCGUGUAGCAGCGACAGGCCAAAUUUUUGCCAUAAUAUAAACCCCCCAAAAUAGACGAUGCAUAAACUGAUCGCGAAUGCGUUGAGGUAUAUUAUGAAAUAGUUUGUGUGAGUGAUGAUUUUCUCUCAUUUUUCUCGCUAUAGAAACAUGAUCCCUGUAGCUACUGGAUUAAUUUGGUCGGUUAAUUUGAGUUUGCUAAGUGUUGAAAAAAAUAAUGUCAAAUAUUGUUUAGAGGGAAAUAUAUUUAUCAUGUACAAAAAUAUUGACUAAUAAGUGGAAAUAUUUGGUGAAUACUCAAGUUGUAAGUGUAUUUCUUGCAACACUCAAAUGCAGUCCCAAAGGAAUUAAGAAUGGUUUAGUGAAAUACAAGGAAAGAUUUAGCACCGACUGUAUGCAGUGAAAUGCAAGGAUGAAAAGAGGUACUGAACAUGUGUAGAAGUCAAUGCUGAGAUAUGUAAAUUCUUAGAAAACUUGAUCUGGCCCACUCCCUCACCAUCCCUGCCCUCAAGAUCGUCCAGAAGAAUCACCAUUUUUCCCGAGAUGCUGAACAUAUGUUAGUCAAUGCUGAAAUAUGUAAAUUCUUAGAAAAAUUGUUCUGGCCCUCUCCCUCACCUUUCCUCCCCUCAAAACCUUCCAUUUCCACACAUCACCAAACAUUAUCGGGCCAUUUCCAUACAUCACCAAAUAUUACUGGGCCAUUUCCAUACAUCACCAAAUAUUACUGGGCCAUUUCCAUACAUCACCAAACAUUACUGGGCCAUUUCCAUACAUCACCAAACAUUACUGGGCCAUUUCCAUACAUCACCAAACAUUACUGGGCCAUUUCCAUACAUCACCAAAUAUUACUGGGCCAUUUCCACACAUCACCAACCAUUACUGGGCCAUUUCCAUACAUCACCAAAUAUUACUGGGCCAUUUCCAUACAUCACCAAACAUUACUGGGCCAUUUCCAUACAUCACCAAACAUUACUGGGCCAUUUCCAUACAUCACCAAACAUUACUGGGCCAUUUCCAUACAUCACCAAAUAUUACUGGGCCAUUUCCAUACAUCACCAAAUAUUACUGGGCCAUUUCCAUACAUCACCAAAUAUUACUGGGCCAUUUCCAUACAUCACCAAAUAUUACUGGGCCAUUUCCAUACAUCACCAAAUAUUACUGGGCCAUUUCCAUACAUCACCAAACAUUACUGGGCCAUUUCCAUACAUCACCAAACAUUACUGGGCCAUUUCCAUACAUCACCAAACAUUACUGGGCCA
Eriocheir sinensis (Chinese mitten crab) is the source of this 5425-nucleotide messenger RNA. Its product is annotated as ABC transporter F family member 4-like. The record is from RefSeq and is a predicted model, not a curated record. Gene Ontology annotation, biological process: DNA repair. The transcript is spliced from 8 exons. The coding region runs from base 1024 to 3936 and encodes 970 amino acids. Lineage: Eukaryota; Metazoa; Arthropoda; Malacostraca; Decapoda; Varunidae.